CCUCCCGCCAAAGCGGCACGAAAGCGGCUCUUUGGGAAAGGUGAUACAGCCAAGGUGCUGCCCGUGUCUAGGCUGCUCUCCCGGCUAACGCACGUCUCCCGUCCCCUGGUAGGAAAUGGAGUCCAAGGUCUCCGAAGGUGGCCUCAAUGUUACCCUCACCAUCCGGCUGCUGAUGCACGGCAAGGAAGUUGGAAGCAUCAUUGGGAAGAAAGGAGAGACUGUGAAGAAGAUGCGUGAAGAGAGCGGGGCAAGGAUCAACAUCUCGGAGGGGAACUGUCCUGAGCGGAUUGUGACCAUAACUGGCCCCACUGAUGCCAUCUUCAAGGCUUUUGCCAUGAUUGCCUACAAAUUUGAGGAGGACAUAACCAACUCCAUGAGCAACAGCACUGCUACCAGCAAACCUCCGGUGACACUGCGGCUGGUGGUGCCAGCAAGUCAGUGUGGCUCCCUCAUUGGCAAGGGGGGCUCCAAGAUCAAGGAAAUCCGAGAGUCCACAGGUGCUCAGGUCCAAGUGGCGGGGGACAUGCUGCCCAACUCCACGGAGCGGGCAGUGACAAUCUCGGGGACACCCGACGCAAUUAUCCAGUGUGUCAAACAGAUCUGUGUGGUGAUGCUGGAGUCCCCACCAAAAGGUGCCACCAUUCCCUACCGCCCAAAGCCCGCCUCCACCCCUGUCAUUUUUGCAGGUGGUCAGGCCUAUACAAUUCAGGGACAAUACGCUAUUCCACACCCGGAUCAGUUGACCAAGCUCCACCAGUUGGCUAUGCAGCAAACCCCCUUUACUCCCCUUGGACAGACCACCCCCGCUUUCCCUGGAGAAAAGCUGCCCUUACAUUCCUCCGAAGAAGCUCAAAAUCUGAUGGGCCAGUCAUCAGGUUUGGAUGCCAGUCCCCCGGCCAGUACUCAUGAACUCACCAUUCCCAAUGAUCUAAUAGGCUGCAUAAUCGGACGCCAAGGGACCAAAAUCAAUGAAAUUCGGCAGAUGUCGGGAGCGCAGAUCAAAAUCGCCAACGCCACAGAAGGAUCAUCGGAGCGCCAAAUUACCAUCACAGGAACCCCUGCAAACAUCAGCCUCGCGCAGUACCUCAUCAACGCCAGGCUGACGUCUGAGGUCACUGGAAUGGGCGCACUCUAA
Molecule: messenger RNA, 1135 nt
Organism: Pseudopodoces humilis (Tibetan ground-tit)
Lineage: Eukaryota; Metazoa; Chordata; Aves; Passeriformes; Paridae
Source: RefSeq, a predicted model, not a curated record